Molecule: messenger RNA, 540 nt
Organism: Cryptomeria japonica (Japanese cedar)
Lineage: Eukaryota; Viridiplantae; Streptophyta; Pinopsida; Cupressales; Cupressaceae
Product: mavicyanin-like
Exons: 2
Coding region: 1-540 (179 amino acids)
Cellular component (GO): plasma membrane
Molecular function (GO): electron transfer activity
Source: RefSeq, a predicted model, not a curated record
AUGACAAUGGGAACGGCUGGUGUAUUGUUUGCUGUGGUUUCUCUGUUAUCAUUUCUGGUGGCAUGCCAGGGUACUAAGGUAUACACCGUAGGAGAUGAAGCAGGCUGGACAUUGGGCUAUGAUUAUCACAAGUGGGCAGCAGGCAAAAAAUUCCACGUUGGAGAUACGCUGGUGUUCAACUAUUUCCAUAAUGAGAUGAGCGUUCAUAAUGUGGUGAGAGUAAACGCUACAGCCUAUGCAAAAUGCGUUAGCGAUCCGAACAUGGGACUCUAUGAGAGCGGAAGCGAUAAAGUAAUUUUAAACGCUCCGGGACAUAUGUGGUUUAUUUGCGGAACGCCCGGUCACUGUGAAAGAGGCAUGAAACUUAAAAUAAAUGUGAGAAAACCGCACCCCAAUAAGCGCAAUACUCCUUCUCCGGCUCCUGCACCCACAACUGAAGGAAUUCCUGCUUCUUCUCCUGCGUCUUCCCCUGCGUCUGCUUCUGCUCCUGCUUCCGAUCCAUUAUUUCUCAAGCGGUUAACAUGGCUUCCAUGGCAUUGA